ACUUAUCCUCCCCUCACCGCCUUUUAUUGAGAAAGUAUUCUGCCUCAUCAAUCAAAAAAGUUCACGGGUUCGCUUUGACGACGUCGCCGUAUUUUCCUUCUGGUCUUGCCAUUGUUUCAACAAAAGAUCCCAAUUUGACCUCAAAAGUCUUCUCAACUGGGUGCACCAUGACUCCUACUGCUGCAGCCACAGCUGCUCCACCACCCUCCUCAGGCGCGAGCCGACACCCACCAUCACUUUCUCUCCCGCCAUCGCAGUUCGCCCGACUACAACCUCAUGCUUACCUCCUAGCUCAUCUAUCGCCUCCUGCAUCAAGCAAUCAACCAUCCGUUCGGGCCAAUGGCCGCGCUCCAUCAAAGUUUCGCGUCACAUCUUCAAAUGCGGGUUCCUUGACACAUACGAAUGGCAGCGCCGUCGUGCGAAUGGGAGAUACAGCAGCCGUGUGCGGCGUGCGCGCGGAGAUCUUGCACACAGAAGAUAUCGCCGCAUGGAGCGUGUCUCGGUCGAUCUCUACAAGCAACGAGACUAAUAAGCCUAAACGGCUCAAGACAGACCACAAUACCAGUGAGAACGAAGCCUAUGGUGAUGACGACGAUAACGAAUCGCACAUCCAAGACUUUAACCUUCUCGUACCCAAUCUUUCCUUGAGCACUGGGUGCGCUCCCGGUUUUAUUCCCGGUGCGCCACCAUCAGCCCUGGCGCAGUCAUUGUCUCAUCAGCUUCUUGCGCUGUUACAUAGCAGCCGGCUGGUCCGAGCGGAGGACUUGAGAAUCCGGUACCAACAUCCUGAUUUUUCGGUGGGGGAGGAGCAUAAUGAGUCUGAACGGAUGGAUGUCGAGGAAGAGGAACAUAGGAUGGCAGAUACAUAUUCCGCGCAACGGGAAAUUAAAGCUUUCUGGGUCCUAUAUAUCGACGUAAUGAUCAUAUCACUGGCGGGGAAUCCCUUUGACGCUGCAUGGGCUUCGAUAUUGGCUGCAUUAAAAGAUACGAAACUACCCAAGGCGUGGUGGGAUGUCGAUAAUGAGAUGGUUAUCUGUUCGGACGACGUCUCUGAGGCCCGAAGGUUGUCCUUGCGGGGUAUGCCAGUCGCAAGUUCAUUUUGCGUCUUUGAAGCUGAUGCCGCUGCCGGAUGGCGAGCUAUUGUUAUUCCCGAUGCUGAUUCUAAGAAGCUUGAUGGCCAAAAGGGAUCUAGAGGAAGAUGGAUUCUAGCUGAUCCGGAUGGAUAUGAAGAGAGCUUAAGCCAGGAGAAGAUUUGCAUUGUCGUUGAUAAAGAGCAAGACGGAAAAGGCAAGACGGUAAUCUUGAAGAUGGAGAAGAAUGGUGGUUGGACUGUUGGGAGGGAAGAAUUGAGAAAGCUUGUCGACUUGUCAGCACAAAGAUGGGAUCAGAUGAAACGCAUUCUGGGGGCGCAAGGCUAGCUUUUUUUGCUGUUAUGUUAUGUUAAAAAAUGGCAUCUAGAAAAUAAACCACAAAUAAUGAUACCAUCAAGAUCAU
Monascus purpureus is the source of this 1494-nucleotide messenger RNA. The record is from the annotation of a GenBank genome assembly. NCBI's taxonomy places the organism in Eukaryota, Fungi, Ascomycota, Eurotiomycetes, Eurotiales, Aspergillaceae.